CGUAUCCGGAUUAUCGCGAUCGGCGUCCGCUCCCCCACCACCGCCGCGGCAGCGAGGCCAUGUUGUGACGUCACGGCAACUCAUUCGCCGAGGGGCGGACCCUCUCCUGCGCUGGAGGGGGACGCAGAGCGGCGCGCCGAUCGCCGCCUCAGUGCUCGAUUGUCUCGUGUCCGGAGCGAACCGUCACGCGUGAUAUCCGCGAGUGUGGUCCGGGUUUGCGCGACUUACGAAGGCAAAACGGAAUUCCUAAGUGGCCAAUGUGCACCGGGUGCCUUGACGCAGAUCGGUGGCGCUAUCCUUGCAUUCGGAGGUGAAGCCACGGGAGUGUUGGCGCCCGCCCCCGUGGUCGUCCCGGCGCCAGCCGCCGCCGCCAUGAAUCAGCUAGGGACCGUCUACGCCACCAAGCGGCGACGAAGGAACGGCAAGAGUUUGAAACCGACCCCCAAAGACGGGGUGACGAAAAGCAACCCCAGCAAACGGCAUCGGGAACGGCUCAACGCAGAAUUGGACACCCUCGCAAGUCUCUUACCCUUCGAGCAGAACAUUCUCAGUAAACUGGACAGGUUGUCCAUUCUAAGACUUUCCGUCAGCUAUUUACGAACCAAAAGUUACUUUCAAG
This is a messenger RNA of Leptinotarsa decemlineata (Colorado potato beetle), 619 nucleotides long. It is a transcript of the gene ss, whose product is annotated as aryl hydrocarbon receptor spineless. NCBI's taxonomy places the organism in Eukaryota, Metazoa, Arthropoda, Insecta, Coleoptera, Chrysomelidae. Gene Ontology annotation, molecular function: protein dimerization activity; transcription cis-regulatory region binding; nuclear receptor activity. The record is from RefSeq and is a predicted model, not a curated record. Gene Ontology annotation, cellular component: nucleus; aryl hydrocarbon receptor complex. Gene Ontology annotation, biological process: xenobiotic metabolic process; response to xenobiotic stimulus; regulation of transcription by RNA polymerase II.